Messenger RNA from Triticum aestivum (bread wheat), 2191 nucleotides. Its product is annotated as NEDD8-activating enzyme E1 regulatory subunit AXR1. Gene Ontology annotation, cellular component: cytoplasm. Lineage: Eukaryota; Viridiplantae; Streptophyta; Magnoliopsida; Poales; Poaceae. Gene Ontology annotation, biological process: protein neddylation. The record is from RefSeq and is a predicted model, not a curated record. Gene Ontology annotation, molecular function: NEDD8 activating enzyme activity. Bases 9 to 1793 code for a protein of 594 amino acids. The transcript has 14 exons.
GCGAAUAAAUGCCCUUCUCCUCCUGGCUCCGCACUUCCACCUCCGCUCCUCGCUUUAUUCCACGGCGGCGCCGGAGAGGAGGCGGCGAGGCGAGGCGAGGCGGAAACCACCACACCCACACAGUGAAGAGACUCCGCCUCCGCCUCCACCUCCGCCUCCGCAGCCAUGGCCUCCGCAGCCAUGGCCGCCGCAGCCGUCGCCACCGCCGAGCCCAAGACCAAGUACGAUCGCCAGCUCAGUACAGGAUAUGGGGUGAUCAAGGACAGGCUGCACUUGAGAAGGCUAGCAUAUGCUUGCUUAACUGUGGCCCUACCGGAACUGAAGCGCUGAAGAACCUUGUGCUUGGAGGAAUAGGGAGUGUUACUGUUGUUGAUGGCUCCAAAGUCGAACCGUCGGACCUGGGAAACAAUUUUUUGUUGGAUGAAGAGUGCUUGGGUCAUUCAAGAGCAAAAUCUAUCUGUUCUUUCUUACAAGAGCUCAAUGAUGCUGUGAAAGCCAAAUAUGUCGAGGAGUCUCCAGCGACAAUGAUAGAUACAAAUCCUUCCUUCUUUUCCCAGUUCACUGUUGUCAUUGCUACACAGCUUCCUGAGAGUUCUUUAUUGAAAUUAGAUAGUAUCUGCGGAAGCGCAAAUAUUGUUUUGGUUGCUGCGCGUUCAUAUGGUUUAACUGGCCUUGUCAGGGUCAGCAUCAAGGAGCACUGUGUUAUAGAAUCAAAACCAGACCACUUCUUGGAUGAUUUACGAUUGCACAAUCCCUGGACUGAACUCAAGCAAUUUGCAAAGUCAAUUGAUAUAUGCGACAAGGAUGCUGUUGUGCACAAGCAUACUCCAUACAUUGUUAUCCUUGUGGGGCUUGCAGAAAAAUGGGCAGAUGCGCAUGAUGGGCAGUUACCUUCGACCAGGCAAGAGAAAAGGGAAUUUAAGGACCUAAUUCGAGCCCAUAUGCUUAACGUAGAUGAAGACAAUUACAAAGAAGCAGUAGAAUCUUCAUACAAAGUCUCGGUAACUCCAGGAAUUAGUAAUGAAAUCCGUCAGAUAAUUGAUGAUAACUCCUCUGAAGUCAAUUCUUCUUCUUCAGAUUUUUGGGUUUUAGUGUCUGCUUUGAAGGAAUUUAUCCCAAAUGAGGGCAAUGGUGAGCUACCUCUCGAGGGAACAAUACCUGAUAUGACAUCACUUACCGAGUAUUAUGUAAGCCUACAAAAGAUUUACCAAGCUAAAGCUGAAUCCGAUUGUCUUGCCAUGGAGCAUCGUGUGAAGAGUAUUUUGAAGCGAAUUGGUAGAGAUCCUGAAUCUAUUUCAAGAGCAUAUAUCAAAACAUUUUGCAAAAACACUAGAAAACUCAAAGUCUGUAGAUACCGCAGUAUGGAGGAGGAGUUUAGCUCUCCAGUCCUAUCUGAAGUUCAAAAGUACUUCGCCGACGAAGACAGUUGCUACGCAAUGAACUUCUAUGUUCUGCUACGUGCUGUUGACCGGCUUGCUGCCAGCUAUAGCAGAUUACCUGGAAUAUUCGACAGCAUUGGGUCCACUAGUGAAAUUGUUGAGGAUGUUCCUAGGCUGAAGGCGGCUGCUGUCUCGGUGCUGAGUGACAUGGGUUUGAAGGGAGCAUCCUUGUCUGAAGACCUGGUUACUGAAGUGUGCCGGUUUGCGGGUGCAGAGAUUCACCCUGUCGGUGCCUUUAUUGGCGGAGUGGCCUCCCAGGAAGUAAUCAAGCUGGUGACCAAGCAGUUUGUGCCGCUGAAUGGGACAUUCAUAUUCAACGGAAUCGAUCUCAAAUCUCAAGUCUUGGCCUUGUAACAUGGCUUGUUAUCUUCUAGAGCAUUUUGGAACUGUCAUCCAAUUGGUUACACUUGAGUAGAACUGGAAGAUUCUGCGUCACGGCCUUGGUGCAGUGAGAUCAUUCUGUCCAUUUACUGGGAUUUGGGCUGGACUAAAUUCCGUGCUGAGGUAGUGGUUUAUGUGCUGGUUGGGAAUCAGCUCGAUAUGAGUUUAUGAAGCCAUUUCCCCUCUCUUGUGCUGGUAUGAACACCUCUACCGACCUGUUGGCAGUGGAAUGUGAAUUGGUGCCUAUGUGAAGACUACCAUGUCUUCGCGGCGAAGCAAAUCUUGCUUACAUCUUUGUGCCCAACAUAUACUUUGAAAUAGUUUAUUGUAAACAAAGCUUACGGUUGAGGCAGAGUCUGUUGAUGAUGAAA